AUGCGGGGGACGCCCAAGCCCACGAACCGCAACCAGCCCCAGCAAUUCCCCCACAGCCCAUCGGGGAUUCCACGACCAGCUCUCGAGACUCACGCCUCUCAUGUUGCCCAGAGCGAAGCGGGCGGCUCUUCGCUCAGCGCCAGUCGGGCCAAGAUGUCGAAGCGCGACGACGCCAUCCGCCGAAAGAUCGAAACCGACCUGAACAAGAAGAAGAACCCCAGCGGCCGAGUCCGACCCUCGAAAAAAGCCCCGCCUGGCACAGUCCUCGCCCUGAAGCCCUCCCCCGCGCUCCAGAUCAAGCCCUCUACCUCAGUCGCCGAGGCGGCUCAGUUGAUGGCAGCUAAGCGCGAGGACUGUGUCCUGGUUACCGACGACGAUGACCGUAUUGCUGGUAUCUUCACGGCUAAAGAUCUGGCCUUCCGGGUCGUUGGUGCUGGAAUCAAGGCCCGCGAUGUCACUAUCGAAGAGAUCAUGACCAAGAACCCCCUCUGCGCAAAGACCGACACGAGUGCGACCGAUGCCUUGGAUCUAAUGGUCAGGAAAGGUUUCCGUCACCUUCCCGUCAUGGAUGAGAACCACGACAUCAGUGGUAUCCUGGAUAUCACAAAAUGUUUCUACGACGCCAUGGAGAAGCUGGAGCGCGCCUACAGCUCUUCGCGCAAGCUGUACGACGCCCUGGAGGGUGUGCAGGCGGAGAUGGGCUCCAGCCAGCCGCAACAGAUUAUCCAGUACGUCGAGGCCAUUCGUCAGAAGAUGUCCGGGCCUACACUCGAGUCUGUUCUGACAGGACUUCCACCAACCACCGUUUCUGUGCGCACCUCAGUCAAGGAAGCUGCGGCACUGAUGAAGGAGAACCAUACCACUGCCGUCCUGGUGCAGGACAAUGGAUCCAUCACCGGUAUCUUCACCAGCAAGGACGUCGUCCUCCGUGUUAUUGCCGCGGGGCUUGACCCGAUGACUUGCAGUGUCGUACGAGUGAUGACUCCCCAUCCCGACUUUGCGCCCAUGGACAUGAGCAUCCAGUCUGCUCUCCGCAAGAUGCAUGACGGUCAUUACCUCAAUCUACCUGUCAUGAGUGAUGCUGGAGAGAUCGUAGGCAUGGUCGAUGUUCUCAAACUGACCUAUGCCACUCUUGAUCAGAUCAACAAUAUUAGCACAACGGACAGUGAAGGUCCUGCGUGGAAUAAGUUCUGGUUGUCUCUGGACAAUGAGACUGAGUCGAUGAUGUCAGGCGAGGGUGGAAGCCGUGUGCACGACCACCGCUCAUACGUCUCACAUAACGACCGCCCUGGUCUCAUGGAUCGUGGUGACAGCGUACUACCCAACGAGUCUGCCAGCCAUCAUGGAGGUGAUUCACCAGAUCUGUCUGCUGUCGCUAGUGUUCCUCCCUCUCAUAUGGAGGACAUGCCGUUCCCUUUCAAGUUCAAGGCUCCAAGUGGUCGCGUCCACCGCCUGCAGGUCGUCGUAUCUGCAGGCAUCGAAGAGCUCAUCCACAACGUAGCCAACAAGCUCGGUAGCGAGGUCGAAGCCAUAGGAGGCACACCAAGCUUUGAAGAAGGCAAAAUUUCUCGCGCUGGCUUCGCUCUGAGCUAUCUUGACAACGAGGGCGAUACCAUCUCCAUCACCACGAACGACGACUUGGUCGAAGCUGUCAGCCUAUCCCGUAUGGCGCAUCGCGAGAAGGUCGACCUUUUUGUACACCAUCCCGAGAAGGCUCCAAUGUCUGUCGAGGUCAACCCGCAACCUGCGCUAUCCAAGCCUGUCACACCGCCAGAAUCCACCCUUCGCGAGCGCAAGCAGUUCUUCGACGAGGACGAGGAGAAGCCUAGAUCUAGAGGCCGGAAUCAACCAGUGCCUCUCUCGCAACAGCCGGAGAUCAUUGCUGGUGUUCCAAAUGACCUCCUCUUACCUGGAGCUAUCGGUGUACUAGCCGUCGUCAUCGUUGGUGUCUUUAUACACAUCUUCAAAUCAGCCGCAAUCAUGGUUAAGAAGCGCGCGUCCAACGGUCGUAACAAGAAGGGUCGUGGCCACGUCAAGCCCAUCCGCUGCUCCAACUGCUCGCGAUGCACACCCAAGGACAAGGCAAUCAAGAGAUUCACCAUCCGUAACAUGGUCGAGUCCGCCGCCAUCCGUGAUAUCUCUGAUGCCUCCGUCUUCCCCGAGUACACCGUCCCCAAGAUGUACCUGAAGCUCCAGUACUGCGUCUCCUGCGCUAUCCACGGCAAGAUCGUCCGUGUCCGCUCGCGCGAAGGCCGCCGCAACCGUGCUCCUCCCCCACGUGUCAGGUACAACAAGGACGGAAAGAAGAUCAACCCGAACCAGGCCGCUGCUAAGACUACCACUGCUUAA
Alternaria atra is the source of this 2349-nucleotide messenger RNA. RefSeq lists its product as uncharacterized. Lineage: Eukaryota; Fungi; Ascomycota; Dothideomycetes; Pleosporales; Pleosporaceae. Gene Ontology annotation, biological process: translation. The transcript is spliced from 8 exons. Gene Ontology annotation, molecular function: structural constituent of ribosome; protein binding. Bases 1 to 2349 code for a protein of 782 amino acids. Gene Ontology annotation, cellular component: ribosome. The record is from RefSeq and is a predicted model, not a curated record.